GUGUGAAUGAUGAAGCAGAUGUCUUUAAUUACCUCUCCAAGGCAAUAUAAAAGAAAAAAAUGAAAUUGUGAUACAUACAUACAGUUUUUUGUCUUAUUGUCCUCCUUAAUCUGAUAUUGUGACCUUCUUCAAUUGUCCUAAAAUACAAUAUUUCCUCAUAUUUAACACACACUACUACACUAUCUGACUUUUCCUGUUUAAUUGUACAAUAACAAAUUCGUCAUGCAAUCAGGACAUGUACAAUUACAACUAACUGAUGAAAGUUCCCAAUUUCCUUUUCUUAUAAAUCUGUUGUUUCUUGUGUGUUUAAAAAUACAACUGUCUCAUCCCACACUUUCCUUGUUGUGGUUCACACUUGAAGCCACAGUCAAUAGGAAAUGGGCUUUCUGAAGCUGAAUUCCUCUUGACUCACAAGAUAAGGAUGCAUGUCAGGGCAAACCAAUUAGUUCAGGAUGCUCUCCCCUUUGGCUGCGGAGGCCACUACAGACAGCCAUGGCCCCAAGAAGGAAGGCCUGCUUUGGGCCACAUCACACAGAGCGGGGCCCCCUGUGGUCACUCCGGGCACUGCGUCUUCCUAUUGCUCUAUUGUGGGCUCUGUAUUGAUGUUUUUGUUUAGAGUCCAGCUCCCUUUUGUGUUGUUUAUGUGCAUUCUUUAUUUGGGGCUGAUCUCUGUGUGUGUCCCUGGGCAUCUCAAAAGAAAUUCGUGGCUGCGUUUUUCUUUCAUGAUGAGAGUUGAAAGGAGCGGACUGAGAGGAGGGGGAUGAAUUGGGAGUUAUGGAGUCCAUGUGUGGAGGCCUACAAAGGACAGCAUGUCUUAUUAGAAAUACAUGCAUGUGUUUUGAUGUAUCCACAAGGAAUUAGGACUGGAGCCAUUGGAUGUUGAAACCAGACAGUCAACAACCUUAUGGAGUGUCCUCAGUGCAUAGUUUCUAGAAAAAAUAUUUUCAUUAAUACAAAUGGCAUACAAAUAAAUGCAAAUAAUAAAUUUCCUUCAGGAUAAAUAAAGUAUUAUCUAUCUGUCUAUCUAUUUUUGUGCAAUUGUGCAAUUAAUACAAUUUUAAUUCAGAUCUGUUGACUAAUUUCUAAUUGUGAAUUAUCUGGAUCUUUUAGAGCUACCAUCCGUGCGUUUAUUUUAUGUAUUUUUUUCACCAUUAGAUGAGAGAUGUGAAAUCUGUUCAUCAAUAUAUCAAUGGCUUUAAACAUAUAGUAUGCGUUAUUCAUUCUUUUUAAACCACUAUGGACACCUGCCGGUAUAUUAUUUAUAUAACAGUAUCACAAGCUUUAAAGUUCCUAUAUUACACAAAAUUGAAUUGUUUUAGUUUAGUCAUGUUAUAAUGCUCUUAUGUCCUCAGAAACAUACCUGGAGUUGUGUUUUGUUUCAUUUGAGAUUUUUUUUAAUUUUUAUUAGUCUGUCUGUCUGCAUCUCCAAAGCUUAAAAUGCCCUGUUCCACCUUGUGAUGUCAUGUACUGGUAGUUUUCAUGUUAACAGCUACUUUUUACCUUUAGUUCAUUAGAGAUUGGUAAUUGAAGGGCUGAAACAAUCCAGAUGAUUCUAGUGAAGCGAUGUGGAGUUUAAAACACAGUGAAACAAUUCCUGUUAUAUUACAUGACAUCACAAGGUGGAACGGAGUGUUUCCUAUUUGAGAGAAGAACAUAGCCUAAAUGCAUGGUUUAUGUAUUAAACAUUCUAGGUAUGAUUGAUUUUGAAGAGAAAACAACAUUAUAAAUAUCAGAAAAUUGUGUAAUAUGGACCCUUUAAAGUUUAAAACAGUCAGUUUUGUAAUAUAAUGGCGCAUACCAUCUGUGUGGGAUAUGGUUUGACUGCUCUUACACUCAGAGUAAAUAAAUGACUCUCUAAACGUGGUCUGGUUGCUUACUGGUCAUUGUCGGGUCAAAAAAACACAUUUAUUCAGUGUUUUCAUUUUCUUCACACAGGUAAGAAAUGAGGAGGCUGCUGCUUUGGUUGAAGGACUUGAUCGAUCUGGCUUUUUAGAGGAAACAUUUUUGAGGACUGAGCACUUAAACCUUUGCUGCACUUCACGUUACGGCUGCAGUAGAACAGAAGAGAAGAGGCUGUUUUAAGCUUGAAGAGUGAAUAUUCAAUCAUUCAUUUGGUGGUUUCACAAGAUAAUGUGCUGGAAAGAUUGGAGUUACUGCAAAGAAGAAAUAAAGAUUGUACAAAAGGUUGCAAAGCUGUAUUAACUUCCGUUUAAGCUGUAUGGCUAACUUGAGCUUGAACUUCAUCAUAUUUCAAUGUUUUUCAAGAUAAAGCAUUACACACAAACUCACUGUACUCAGCGAAUCACAAAAUAAAGUUGACAGUUAAGUUUUAUUUAGCUCUCUAAUGUUUUGCUGUUUAAGGUAAAUAUCAAAUACAUGUUGCUGUUUUUUUUAAAUUCUUCACUGCAAAAAUGAGAAAAUGAUCUUUCUUCCAGUCAGACGAAUUUUUUUAGGUAAAUGAAAUGUUUUGGGUUAGAGUUGUGACAUUCACUUUUUUUCCACAUUUUUUGUGAGAAACAUUAAGAGUGUGGGUGUCUCGGUGUAACAUUUGACUUAUUUGCUGCAAUAGAAAUCUAUUAAGUGUUAAUCAUGUUUUAACUGAUAUUAAUGAUUAUUAAUAACAUUAUUAACAGUCAGAGAGGGGUUUCCUUUCUUUCGCAACACAGCGCGCGCGAGCGCACAAUGGUACUGCUGCAAAUUAUGACUCCCAAAUGCCCCACAGUCUUUAAGACCAAAUAUAACCAAGGACUUUUGAGGAGUGUGUGAUGGAUUAUAAACAUCACUUAAACCUGUCACGACAGUUACUAUAUCAAAUUAUCGUUCAAUGGGUGUCAGUUUUUUGGGGGGGUACCACCUUCUUUGUGGGAAAGUUUUGGUUAUUUUUCUGUUGUACAAUAAGAUUUGAGCUGAAUAGUGUUGGAUAGAUAUAUAACUUAUGUCUCAUUUUAGAUGUGGGCCUAUCCUAUCUACUUAAGAUAUCUGCUAAUUCUGCUUUUUAUUUUUCCCAAAUGAUUUUGGGGAUAUUUUUUCAUUAUGGUGUCCGUGGUAUAACAUUAGUUUCAAUACUAUCAUUUAUCGUCUGUAUUUUCUCCAGCUGUUUUCAUGGGCCGCUCCACAGACCUCCACAUAUUACAAGUUUUACGGAGAUGUCUUGUUGAGUCUUUGAUAACUAUAAAACCGAAUAACGUCGGACUUGGACAGAUGACUCCUGAUAGAUGUGUGUUCUUUUUGUGAUAAGUUUGACCUCUGCAAUAGCGCCCCCUGCUGAAUAAACUACCAACAGAUGUUGGUAGUUCACAAAGACACAACUGACACCAGACUGUCUGUACCAAAGCAUUGGUUGAUUUCUCCAAAUAACGCCGAAUACACAUCUGCAGGAUAAACUGCUGCUAUGAGAGCACACUCUGAUACUUUGCUUUAUUACUUUCAUACUUUGUCAUAAAACAGCAAUGUUUACAAGAUCACCUGUAGGUGGCGACAAAGACCUAAACACUGCACCGGUCUAUACAGCAAGGAUGACUUCAACUCACUGACUGUACAACAGGAUUGACUGUUUUUAAGUUAAGUUUUAUUUUUAUUAUUUAAAUAUAUUUUGAAGCUUUAAGGAUUCUUAUUAAAUAUCUUAAAAUUAAAUCAAUGAUAUUUCAAUACUGAACUAGAGGUUAAAUGUAAGUAUUACACAUGACAGUAUAGUACAUCUGUGAUACUUCUUAUAGUCAAAUAAUCUCUUCAAGAUUAACCUUUGUAAUAUAACCUCAAGCUAAUGUCCUUUAGCAGAGUCCAUGCCCCUCUGUGUUAAGAGUGGUGCAGAGUGUCUUAUAUUUAGCACCAGACCCGGAGAACAGCCAAAGAUAGUUCACCUCAAAAUUAUUUUAUUCAAGAAGAAUAAAAAAGUUAUGACCUAACAUCAUUCAAAAACAAAAUGCCAGAUUGAUCUGGCAUUUUGUCACAGGACUGUGAUCAGAUAAAAAUGAAUUCAAUUAAAAUAAUAUUCCAGGGGAAAAAAAGUUGAAUGUUCCACAUAAAAAUGUAUAUUAUCUGAUGACAACAGUUUAUUUCCUUGUGUGAUAAUUUAUUGUAAAUUAUUAAAGGUCCUAUGUUAUGUAAAACUGACUCCUCUGAGCUUUUAGCCCUGUUAUAAUGCUGUUACUUUAUCAGAAACACUGGAUUGUGUUUUAUUUCAUUCACACGUUUCAGUUCCACCUUGUGAUGUCAUCAAGUGGUAAUUUUAAAGUUAAGUUUUUUGUUUUGUUUUUUCUCACUUAAACAGUUUACUCUACAAUAUUCUAGAAUAAGUUUUUGGCUUUAAAUAUUUUGUUUCAAUGAGCUUGUCAAUAAAAAGUCUCUAAUACCUGCUGGUGCAUCGAUGAGUAACGCUGUUUCAAUGGGGCUAAAACAAUAUCUGUAGCUUCAAAACACAGUGGAGCAUUUCCUAUAUUAUCUUUUAAUGACUCAAGGUGGAAAAGACUAUUUUCAGUUUGAGAGAAGAACACAGUCUAAAUAUGCAGGAUUUGUGAGUUAAACAUGUGUAAAUAAAACAAAACUCCAGGUGUAUUUUUGAUGAGGAAACAAUUUAACAUAGAUCAGAAAGUAGUGCAAUAUAAGAUUUUCAGCCGUAGAUCUCACUCUACUUUAUUUUUUUCCGUCAAUUAAUUAUUUUGCUGAUGAAGAUACAUCAGGCACAAAUAAUGGUUUCAACAACUUAUCUCCCAAGCUUACAUAAAUAGUCAGAAUUCCAUUUUUGUCAGAAAGGGCAUCCAGUCUAAAACAUGUGCCAUAUAUUUUGUAGUCUCUGUUGUGUAUUUCGUGUUCAUUUCUCUCUCUCUAGUUGUAUAGUACAAUGUAAUUUGAUAUGAUCCAAAUAGACAUGUUUCUUUCUGGGGUCCAGAAUACACACUUCUUCAGUACUUUAUGAAGAUGUGAGUCUGGUCACUGGUGAAUCUACGUAUUCAAAUAGGCAUGAUUGACAGGUGAAUUAGCCAAUCAGAAGCACGCAUGGUCCACUGUAUUGGGGGAAAAAAAUAAAAAAUAAAUAUCAUAGGGAACUGAAAAACAUUGCGGAUUUCUGCAAAAUCAAUGAGUGAGGCACUAAACUGAGGUGACAUAAAUUUGAUUUGAUUUGUAAGUGAUGAGUGACCAUUGAGCCCCUUCGUUUCACACAUGUCACUGAUAAAAAGACACAUCUGAUUGCACAAUCACAGAGGGCAUGGGGGACCAGACCGAUAUUGAUCUGUAUAAAAAAAUGUAGAGAGAUAUCAUUGUGGAUUUCCAGGCAAUGCUUAUAAGAGUAUUGAGUAGUGGCUAUAUUUAAAACUCAUGGGUUCGUUCUCCUCACACUUUUCCCAGAGUCUGUUUACAUGCCCCACGCCCAACCACAUGCUCAGCUGAGAUACAUCUGCUAUUGGCCCAACCCUAAAUAACUCUCCUUCUGACUGACUGAUCAACUGCCCCCCCAACCCAUACCCCCACCCCAUACCCCACCAAAGCUUGUCCCAUGCAGAGGCCGGAGGUGGGACAGAGAAGCGUGCAAGUGUGUCACCAGAGGAUAGUUAAAAUAUGACUAGAGAGGUUUGUGAUGUUAAACCAUUUCUGAUUUCAGUCUUGUAUGUAGAUAUAGUAUAGCUGUUUGUAUAGGCAAGUGGACUAUUUAUGUGCUUCAAACUAUUGUGAAACUGGACUAUUUGUUACCUGGUGGGAUUUGACAUAGUUCUGGAUACAUGGAUAUGAGUUUUUUUUUUCUAAACAGGUGAGUGUACCACAAGAACUUAAAAGUGGGACAUCGCUAUGAAUGGUUGAGAGAAAAAGUGAGACAGAACUGGCACAUUUGGGUCAAAGCAGCUGACCUCUGGAGAACUACAAAAACUGCAAAUGAAGAAAGCAAGGGGAUUUAACAAUUGAAGAGCUGAAGAAGAGAAAACAUUUUGUUGUGUUGUUAUAAUAAAUGAGGUACUGACUGAUUUAGAUUUGAAUUACACUGGUGCCAGAAUUAACCAAAAACUCACUUUAAUUUGACCCAAAUCCUGAACAGCAUUCGGAUUUUUAAAACCAUUUCUGCACUUGUGAAGUCCCUGCAGUCCUUGCUGGUUUAUUUUUUACCCCUCUGUCCCAGUUAUGGAUCCCCAGACUGGCCCAUACCUCAACAAAAGGGCGCUGUGCUCUCCCUUGGGUGCUGCCCGUGUGUGUCAGCUGGCUCUGGGCUGUGCUGUCAUUGCCCUGAUCGCCCACGGAGCAGGGUACAGCGGGUCGCACGGGGAGUUCUGUAUGGCAGCGUGGUGCUUCUGCUUCGCCAUGACAGUCGUGAUCUUCUUCCUGGAUGCGACUCGUCUCUACAGUUGUCUGCCCAUCUCCUGGGACAACUUCACAGUGACAUGUGCGGCCUUUGCUACACUCAUGUAUGUAACAGCAUCUGUGGUCUAUCCACUCUUCUUCGUGCGUUCCGAGUGCCCCUAUGAAGGUUGCCACAUCCGGAACUUUCGUAUUGCAGUCACUGUUUGUUCGAUCCUGUGUACAGUGUCCUAUGGGGUAGAGGUGGCCCUGUGCCGAGCCAGGCCAGGACAGGCUGUGGUGGGCUACAUGGCCACAGUCUCUGGACUACUCAAAGUGGUCCAGGGUUUUGUGGCGUGCAUUAUAUUUGGAGCUCUGGCCAACAAGAGCGAGUAUUCCCGAUAUGAAGCCACCAUCUACUGUGUGGUGGUGUAUUCUUUCUGCUUUGCCCUCACAGCUGUAGUGGUCUUGAUGACAGUGUGUGGCAGGACUAGAACUGUUCUGUGCAUGCCUUUUGAGCGGUUUGUUGUGGUCUGUACACUGCUGGAGGUGCUGCUGUACCUGAGCGCGUCAGUGGUGUGGCCAGUUUUCUGUUUUGAGUCUAAAUACGGGUCUCCAGAGAGGCCAUACCACUGUCCCCGGGGGAAGUGCCCAUGGGACAGUAAACUGGUGGUGGCUGUUUUCUCCUUUGUUAACCUGAUCUUGUAUGGGGCAGACCUUCUGUACUCUCAGACCAUGAAGUUUGUGUCCACGCGUCUGCCCACUGCUCCAAGGGUCUAGGUGUCAACA
This is a messenger RNA of Boleophthalmus pectinirostris (great blue-spotted mudskipper), 7053 nucleotides long. RefSeq names its product myeloid-associated differentiation marker-like protein 2. Gene Ontology annotation, cellular component: membrane. The coding region runs from base 6112 to 7044 and encodes 310 amino acids. The transcript has 2 exons. Lineage: Eukaryota; Metazoa; Chordata; Actinopteri; Gobiiformes; Gobiidae. The record is from RefSeq and is a predicted model, not a curated record.